Molecule: messenger RNA, 666 nt
Organism: Lasiodiplodia theobromae
Lineage: Eukaryota; Fungi; Ascomycota; Dothideomycetes; Botryosphaeriales; Botryosphaeriaceae
Exons: 1
Coding region: 1-666 (221 amino acids)
Source: RefSeq, a predicted model, not a curated record
AUGACUAUGGCAUACAGCUCCAUCGAGGUCGCUGACCUCCCAAGCCUCAACAGCUUCCACAUCAACACGACGCCCGAAUGGAAGCGAACUCUCCUCUCCAAGGCUUCCGUCUUCAGAGACUGCGUCAAGACCAACAACUUCGCCGACAUCUACUACUUUUCCAUCCUCGUCCCUCCCAAGACCAACCGCAAAGCUUUCUACAGUUCUUCAACCGACGACACUCUCCCCGAUGACGUCAAGUACGAGAUGAAGUCCCUCGGCGAAGCCACAUUGACCAAGGGCAAAGAAGCCGCCGACGACUUCAAGACCACGACGGCGCAGCUCAAAGUGGAGAACGCGGGCCGCGAGAAGUGGCGCGAGAAGGUACAGGCGACGGGGCAGACCGCCAAGGAAAAGUUCAACGAGGCUGUUGACAAUUGGGUGGACAAGACCAUCGUUGCGAUCGAGGAGCUGCCCGAGGAUCAGCGCGAGGCGGCGGCGGAUUUCUGGGGCCUCGUGUCUAACGGCGUCAUGGCGGCGUUGGGCGAGGUGUUCAAGUUCUUUCAGAUGAUCGUGCAGGCGGUCGUCGACUGGGUGGUCGACAUGUGGGAGAAGGUCAAGGAGUUUUUUUCGACUAUUGGGGAUGCGAUCAACACGGGCAUCAAUUGGAUCAGAGGCCUUUUCUAG